AUGCCGAGGUGCCUGAUGGCGAAGAAGUGGAAGACAUACCCGUGGACGGAGGAGAGGCCGCUGGAUGAUGAGGACGAGGAAAUUGACGUGGUUGGAGACACGGCGGGUGACACCCAGAGCUGGGGCCCCGCGUCCCCGACGGCAGCGGCCACCGCUCCGAGCCCACCACCCCCGCACGUCACCGUUCCGGACAGAGUGCCGCUCAUAUAUAACGGGUACGCGGGGGAGCUGAGCCAGUACACAGCUUACCUACCGAGGGAAAGCCCACCAUGCUACGCCACCCUCCAACCAGCUCGCCCCAAGUCGCUGUCCAUGUGCUACACCUCGACGGGAGCUGCGCUAUCCCUGCCGCCGAAGAAGAAGGACAUCUACAGGCCGUACUCCCUCGACGACCGGCCCAGCUGGCGUCCCGCGGAGGAAGACCUCAGCGCGGCUCACGCCAUCCUAGACCUCAGUGCCUCUACACCCGCCCCCGUUGAGAAGCCACCCCCUUCCAAGACGGUUGCCUACACCUAUGAAGCUUUCUUUGUUAGUGACGGCCGCUCCAAGAAACGAACUGUCGAGGUGACCACAGAGUCUAAGCAAAGGUACACCUGCUCCGAGUGCGGCAAACAGUACGCGACCUCCUCUAAUCUGUCGAGGCACAAACAAACUCAUAGAAGCCUCGACUCCCAGUCGGCCAAGAAAUGCUUGACCUGCGGUAAAGCAUACGUUAGCAUGCCAGCCCUCGCUAUGCACCUUCUGACGCACAAGCUGUCACACGCUUGCGGAGUUUGCGGGAAGCUGUUCUCCAGGCCGUGGCUGCUCCAGGGACACCUCCGCUCGCACACCGGGGAGAAGCCGUACGGGUGCGCCCACUGCGGGAAGGCCUUUGCAGACCGGUCCAACCUGAGGGCACACAUGCAGACCCACUCGGUCGACAAGAACUACCAGUGCAACAGGUGCCACAAGACCUUCGCCCUCAAGUCCUACCUCAACAAGCACCUCGAGUCGGCCUGCAUCGAAGGUGAGAAAGUGCCCUAAUUGUCAUCGAAACAGCGGAAACUGCACCGUCCACACAACAAUAGUUCGUCCAUAUAUUUCUCUCUACUUCAUCUAAGAGGACAUUAUGUGCAUGUCACAUUAUUUAACUUACUAGUCACUCUAUUUUAGUCGCUUAUAUUCACUAUUUUACUGUACUUAUUUGGUAGCGGUGAUCUGACCUGAGUUUUGAAUUUAUAUUAUAGUUUAUAUUUUUAAGGUUUAUAAUAUCUUGGUUCUUUCCUUCAAAAUGUUUCGCAAGACAACGAAUCUUCAUGCAAUACUCGAAAUCUAGUCAUCGAAAAGUCUAGUCAUAUUUCAUUAGCUAGUCAAAGAUUUUAGGAUAAGAUUGUUCAUUUGAUUUAUUGUAUUCCCAUAUGAGCCUGGGGAUGAUUAUCCUCUAAAUAUAUUUUACUUUUACUUUUUGUUUAUAUUUUUCCAAAUCGGAAAUUUCUUCUUUCUUUUUUUUUAGCAUUUGAUGCGCACUCAUAGUGCCCGGCUAGCUCACCAAAGAUUAAGUUAGGGUUAUGAUAUUCUAGUCACAUAAAAUAUCUAGUCGUUUUUUCUAGUCAACAUUUUUCUGCACUGAUUUUUUUAUCUAAUCUAGUCACACGAAGCCUUCUAGUCAUGAGCCUAGUCCGACAGCUUAAGUUAGUAAUUAUUGAAUCUAGUCAUUAGUUUUAAAGAUCUCAUUAGUAUUCAUACAAUGAAUCUCCAGACUUCGAGAACAUUCUCAUUAGUUUGUAGGCGCGGUAUUAAAAACACCACUUAGUUCGUAAGUGACUUUCUAGUCAGGGAUGAGUAAGUCUAGUCAAACCUAGUCAUCUAAGCGAUAUUGGCAAAAACCACAUAUUGCAUGUACAUAUAUACAUAAAUAUAUAUAAACUAAAGUUUAAGGAAAUCGUGUGCAAUAUAAAUACUACUAGUCUUGUAAAUAUAUAAAUAUUUAUUAUAAUUUAUUUCAUGUAUUUAAUUAUUAUUUAUUCUUUUAUUUAUGAUCCCUACGUCAGGUGGUUGGCUUUUUGUGUCGUGUCGUACUCUACUUUUUCUGUCCUUUCUCGUUUCGCAAAGAGCUGAGCUCCGUCUUAAGGACGUUGUGUACUAUGCUUUUCUCAUCUUUUUUCUAACCUCUUCAUUCUCUUGUCUCGUCCACUAUUCUAUCUGAUCGUGCCUUCUUGUCUUUAUCUGUCUGUGUGUGAUAUUCUUGUUAAGAUGUAGAAGUAGCUGUGUUGUGUCUUGUAAAAUCGGUCUUCUUUUUUUCCUCAACCUAAUUGACUCUUUCAUCUUCUAGACUCAGUGUGUCUUCUAGCAGCCCACUCCACUUUCGCUUCGAAGCUUUCCUUUUCCGUGUUGAUUGUUUAACCGUCCUGACAGGGAAUGAUAAAAACGAGUGAUAUCUAGUCAAAAUAUUACCGUGGUAAUAAAGUCAUAAAUGGUUCCCACUUUCCACGCUAUAUUGUACAUAGGUACCUAAUAAUAUUUCUAAUGAUCUCUUAAUCUAAGUCAGUAUUUUAAGUAAUAGAUUAUUUAUAGCUUAAGUGAAAAUAUUAUUUAUAUGAUGUCUGAUAUGGGGUAUGGCCAGUUUUCCUUUAUUUUUGGAAAAUUAGUUAUUUCCUUCCGAACUCUAGUCAUUAUUUUACUUAUUUCUUAAGAUUUAAAAUUAGUAUUCUCCGCGGCAUUGUACUUAAAUGUUUUAGGGUUUUAUUUGCUGAAAAUAGGAUCCAUGGUAAUUAUAGUUUUCUUCUAGCUCUUCUAUUCAAAGUAAGCAAUAAUUUGUCAUAUCUUAAAAUUAGGAGACUGUUAACAGGUGAUAAAUGGGUGUAUGAAUGGAAAUUUUAUUUUAUAUUUUAUGAUAAGUGUUUACGUCAAACGUUCGAUGGCAAUAAUUGAGAGGGGGCAUUCCGCCUAGCGUAAUCAACGAAUUGCGAAAACGAAAUCAAUAAAGCAAUAUUAACAACGAACUUAGUUCUAUAUGACCUUACGAUACUCAGAGCAAUAUUGGAUGCCCUUUCCGAGCCUAUAGUAUUCCAAAGCAAUAAUAAAUGUAGCCUAGUUUGUAAGUGGGGCAGGGUUUGGAUCAAACCCUGAUACUCCGCCUAGAUAUUAAGACUAAGAAUAAGAAAAUUUGGACAACAUUUAUAAAUAGUAUUAGUCAAGUAAGCCUUAGCUAAUAUAAACUAUAUCUAAGUCAUUUUAGUUGAAACUCAGGUCAUUUCACUGCUAUUGCACUACUUCAUAAGAUCUUAGAAUUAAUUUUUUAUUGUAUUUAAUUUAAUUUUUUUUUAGUAAAGUUUAUUUACAGUAUUACUGUUUUUUUUAAUUGUAAAUUUAGUAAUUAUUACAAAAAUAUUUAUAGCUACUUAAGUACAUGAUUGGCAUGCAUAUAACUAUGUCAUUAAAGCUUAAUACAGGAGUGAGCUGGUGGAGUUGUAUUAUAUUUGUUAAGGAAAUAUUUAAUGAUUAUUUAUUGUAUGUAUUAGGAUUGCAUAUAGUCUUUGAAUUUGGUACAUAUUCGUAGUUUAAUUUUUUUUCUCUCUAUUUUUUAAAAAUUAUUUUCUCUUAUUGAAUUUAUGUUAUUUACAACACUACUUUUGUAUAUUAAGUUAUGGAAUACGUUCAAACAUUGUUGAUUUAGAUAUUGUAAUAAUUGUACAUUUUUGUCACAUGAUCAUGUAUGUGUAUGUGUAUACUAGUCUUGGUUUUUUUCCUAAUUUUGAAUUUAUUUAUAUUAUAUUUAUUGACAAUUGAUAUUUUAUUAUAUUUAUUUAAAAAGCAAAUAGGCUCGCAAGCCGCAUAGGACUCCAAAAUUACAGCAACGAGCAAUUGUUUAGAGUGUGCUCAAAAUUUAGAGUACUCAUUAGGUUAUGGUUAGAAAUCAUUUUGUAUACUAUAUACUCUUCCCUAUAUACCAGAACUAUAUAUAUAUAAAUAUAAAUAAAAAAAUUAUAUAAAACAUCAACGAAUAACAACUAGGAACAUAGCAUAACAAUUUAGCUGGGCAGUAGCAACUAUGUAAUAAAAAAAACAAAAAAAAAAAACAUUCAAGAGCACUGUAUUGUUGAAGAAAAUUCACAUGGCACUGAAUAAAAAAAUUCACAUUCUAACCGAAAAAAAAAUAGUAAAAAGCAAUUUUUGUAACAUAUUAUUAUAUUUUCGUAAUAAAUAGUAAUUGAAAUUGAGCCCAAUACAAAACAAUGUUUUAUUUUUAUACCUCGUUCCUCUCUCGGUGUUUUGUCGACCUGGUUUCAUUGUGUCUUAACCAUAGCGGGUGUUCUGACAAAACCUUUACUCAUCCUUUCUACCUGUCAUCUUCUUUUAUAUUAUGUUCUCAUAGUUGUAUUUGUAAUUUAUUUUGUUCAGUUGUAAUAUAUUCAUGCUAAAUAACUCUUUGGUUCCUAUGAUAUUGAAAUUUAUUUAUGUAAAUAAAAUAUUUAAAAUAUAUUAUGAAACGUUUAAGUUUUAAAACAACCCUUGUCCUUUGAUUCCGAAUAUGAAUAUCUGUUUUCCCUAAAGACUACUUUAAUUAAAGUAUGUUUGAAAAAGAAGAGUAUUAUUUUUCUCUGAUAUGUAUUCUGAGGGAUAA
Messenger RNA from Nezara viridula (southern green stink bug), 4603 nucleotides. NCBI's taxonomy places the organism in Eukaryota, Metazoa, Arthropoda, Insecta, Hemiptera, Pentatomidae. The record is from the annotation of a GenBank genome assembly.